Linum tenue is the source of this 3988-nucleotide messenger RNA. NCBI's taxonomy places the organism in Eukaryota, Viridiplantae, Streptophyta, Magnoliopsida, Malpighiales, Linaceae. The record is from the annotation of a GenBank genome assembly.
CAGAUUUUCACAACCAAUUCAACUCCCCCUAAUUGCUGCCCAUACCUCCUUUCCUUUGGCGGAUUUGCGCUCUUUCUCGUCGUCGCCGGCGUGUGCGAACCUGAUCCUCCUCUUCCUAUCCGACUACGGGUUCCUCUCCGAUCUCCGCCGUCUAGAACUGUUCUUGCCUUCGGAUUACAGCGCGAGAAUUGUGUUGAUUCCUAGGGUUUCGCAGUUCUAUCUUGAUUUGGUUUUUGAUUAUCCUCUUGCCGAAGAUGUCUAAUUCGAGGAGUAGAGAAUGCGACGACGAGAUUUCGGACCGGGACGAAUUUGAAGAGUCAUCGUCCAUUUCCAGCGGCGUGGAGGCAUCUACAGCUGGAUCUGAUACGGUUUCGCCGGGGAGAAGCGAGAUUGGCCUGACCGAGCGGUUGACGGAGAUUCUCGUGGACGAAGGCGACGGGGAUUUGCUGCUUCAACGAAGUGAUCGGGAGGAUAGGGUCCUGCAGUGGCUACAAGCGCUAGAUAUGCAGGUCAUGGGCGCUUGUCGCGCUGAUGAGAGGUUGAAACCGUUGUUGAAAUCGAAUGCUUCAAUUGGCGCUGCCGAGGAUCGCCUUCUGGCGCAUCUGAGUCAGCACUUUGACGCCUUUGAGGUCGGCAUGCUCGCGAGGUGCUUUUGCAUACCCCUUGUUUCGAUCAGGGUAGGGAAGAUCAACAAACAAGGGAACCUAUUCUACCCUACAUCUGCAAGGUAAUUUUAUUCCCAUGGAUGUCUGCGCUCUUGAUCGAGGCUAGGUGGGUGUGCUUGUAUCCGUAUCUGACAUAAUUUGACGUUUAGGAUUCUAGAUAUGCUUUGGAUUAUUCGCUUAAGCUGUUUGUUUGUCUCCUCGAUCUUAACCUCGGCCAUUGCCAUUCUCGUUAUCUGUUGCAGCAGUUUAGUUUACGAGCCAAGACUGGCGUUGUUUCUUGUUUGCUCAUUAGCUCUACUUAUUCACUCUGUUUUUUGGUUGAUCGUCCAAUUAUUGCUUUUUUCCCAUUUGUGAAGUGCCUGGUAUAGUAGGGAUUUGUUGCACGCUUCUUUAUCCAAUUGUCUGUUAGUAUAUAUCAUAUAUGAUGAACUACGUAUUGUGAUUUACAUCCAAUAUGCCUUCAAUAUUCAUCUGCAGGCGGCGGAUUUAGACCAUUCGUAUUAUUAUUGUUCUGGUCUUAAGGAGAAUGUCAAUUAUUUUCACCGUUACCUGUAAGUUCAUGUAUAUGCAUAUCUUGGGUUACAAACACGAAACACGGGUUGGUUUUUCUUACUGCAUUUCUUAGUAGUUCCAAUACUGGUCAUCGAUUGAAACCUGGCCUUUGGAUUUGGUCCUCAUUAGACACGUAUUUCUCAUGUGCUAUAUGGUUUAUAAUUUAAUAAGAUUAUAAGAAUGGUCAUUUUCUUGUUGUAACGCUUGGCAGUCUUGAGGUUCAUCGCUUGUGUGAUGUGCUGAGUGACUGAAUCCUGCUCUUGCUAGAGUUUUAUAUAUUUGUGAACCAGUUCUAUGUCUAUUUGUCGAUUGUUUGUGCAUAAGAGAGACUGCCGCAGCCACUUGAUACCCUAGUAAGGUUGGUGGUGGUCGAUUGUGUCCCGUUGUAAUAUUGAUUUCAAGUUUUGAUGGCUUGUCGAGAAUUUUAAUAUAUACCUUUGUGGUGUUCUUUGAAAUAGAGGCCCAGACGCUUUCUGUCUGUUCAUGUCCCCCAUUGCCUUAGUGUGCUGUUUGUCUACAGAAUUGUGUUUGUUUUGUUUCUUCAAUCCUAUCUGUCACAUAUAUCUCUAACAAAUGCUUUACAGAAUUGACUUGGGGUUUCCUUAAUGUUUGCAUCAACUUACAGGCAUGUUAUUGUUGGAAGUAGUGUGAAAUUUAUGCAUUCUAACUUAUAUCAACAGUAGUGAUUUCAGGAAUUUGUCUGUUUAUGAUAUCUGUGGUGAAAUUGUUCAUGCUUCCAAGUAAAAUAUCUUUUCACUUGUAGGUAAAGUGGGCGUGUUAUUGAUCUCUGAAUAAUGAGGAAGUAAAGAGGGAAUUUGAGUCUUGCAGUCUUGCCGACGUCUUAUCUGCGACUCUCAUUCAUUGGGGAUGAUGGUAGCACUGAAAGACUAGUUACCCUAAGUGGUAAAUCUAAUUCUGCAGCUGUCGUUGUUGAAGAAAUCCCAACAGACAGUUCUGGCCGAUCUUUCCAAAUAAAAAUUGCUGGCGGGGCAGAUUUUUACUAUUGGUGCUCUGAAAAAUCAAAGCUGUUGGGAAUCGAAUUAAUUGCCAAGAUGAAGGAUAUCCUGAAGAGGAAGCCAUCAAUAGCAGAAUUAACUGGAAUUAGCAACUGGCGCCUCGAUUGCUUCGCAAAUCACAUUCGGUCGUAUCUCAUGGGCCUUAGUAGCAAAGAAUGUACGGUUGCUGGCCCGUUCUCUUUCACCUCGGAUGACUCUUCUUCAGCUUCUACAAGUUCUCAGUCAUUGACGCCCCAGCAGCGUUCCAGACACCUUGGCAGUGGCCAGCCACCAAAGUCCAGCAGCAGCCAUUAUCAAGGAAGCCUCAGCCCGCGGUCAAGUUCCUUCAAGGAUGGUCCAAGCAAAAGCUACGUGUCCUCCUCUUUGAGACGGGAAAAGCUACGACGCCGUGGAGAUAGCAACUUGUCACCACUCGACAAUCUGGUAGUCAGAUUGCCAUCUUCCAUUGAUUCCUCAAAUUCAAGACCUGAAAAUGGCAAGUCCCCUGAAAAUGAAACUCUUGCUGUGGGACUUUCGAGCUUUAACCCAUCACUUCAAAGCUCUACACUGCCACUACCUUCUCUAAGCUCACCCGCCCUCUCGCCUUACUAUUGCUGGUGUCCUCUAAGUGGAUCCCAAUACCCUUCAGCAGAGUCUCGAGAAAUUCCCUUCUCAUCAAUACAGACACCUUUGCUUCCUCCACUUUCUUCCUUGUUGUCUGCCUCCUCCAGUUUGUUAGCACCACUCCCGCAUCUUGGCUUACCGGAAGCUCCAUCGCUUGAUUUCCCAGCCUUGUUCCCCAACCCAUUGGUUCGGCUUCCUAUUCCUACUUCUCAGCAGAUUCCUACCUUCACCCCAUUGAUAUGUGAUCCAAUUGUUCACAUCCCAGCCGUUGACAUUUGCUCGUCUGGUCCAGCAUACCUGGUGAGUGCCGGUCCCACAACAAUCACUGGUACCAUGGCACCAUUUGUAACUUCUUCCGAAUCGGAAGCAGCUUUGGAAACCGGCGCAAGGGAGACGCUUCGCUUGCUCAUCAGUGGUUCGACAGGCACUAAUCCUCAACUAAUGAAUGUGUUGCCUAAUCUCUACACCACCAGUGCUGACGAUGGUAAGAAAACCGGAAUACUUGUGGUUGGCAGCCGAGGACUCUACAGUAGGGACAGUGACAUUGAUUCAAUUGCUAGUAAUAUGGCCACAUUAGGCUUCCUCUCCUUGUCCCAGAGCACAAUGGGAGAUGGUAUUGCAAAUGAAUUGGAUGAUGCGUGCGAGAAUAUCGAAGUUUUGCAGAGAGAGUCUAAAGGUAUGGAUGAAUCAUCAUGUUCGUGAUAAUAUGAUGCUUAUGUUUCGUUUCAGACCCUCUUUUCUGUUGGGGUUUUGUAGUUGAGCUUUUGCUCCUGGAAAAUGAAAAGCUAUAUGCAUGUAUAUAGUAUAUGUUUGCAGCUGCCUUGGCGUAUCCCAAGUGUAAUUAGUUCCUCCAAGUAUUUGGUUUGCCAUUCUUGUUUAUUGAAGUUUUUGUUGUUAGAAAUGGACGCCUCUGUAAGGUUCCUAUUACCCAUUUCAUACAUGCAUAAGUAAAGGAAAGAGAUGAUACGUAGUUUAGCUUCUGGCUCGAGGUUGAAUCUUCUUGACGAAGUAUCUUUCUGGAUGGGACUAGUGCUUGGAUCAGAUGAACCACGUCAUGAUGCUAAGAAUUUUGAGAGGAAAAUUGUUUCAUUUAUUCUCUUAACUUACAACUAUAUGUUGUGCGACAUGAAUAAAGGUAAGCACUUGGAGCUU